Messenger RNA from Rana temporaria (common frog), 1607 nucleotides. Its product is annotated as olfactory receptor 11L1-like. The transcript has a single exon. The record is from RefSeq and is a predicted model, not a curated record. Gene Ontology annotation, biological process: G protein-coupled receptor signaling pathway. Gene Ontology annotation, cellular component: membrane. The coding region runs from base 351 to 1319 and encodes 322 amino acids. NCBI's taxonomy places the organism in Eukaryota, Metazoa, Chordata, Amphibia, Anura, Ranidae. Gene Ontology annotation, molecular function: G protein-coupled receptor activity; olfactory receptor activity.
AAUUACAGCAGGGAUUUGUAAUCCCUAAAUACAGAAUUUUUUUUAAAUACAUCUGAUAAAUAUAUCUCUAAUUAGCCUUCAGGCUUCUAAGAAGACCAUAAGUACCACAAUCCACCCAGUCAAACAAUUCACCAUACAAAAGCUUUUCCUGCAAUGUGAACAUAAAGAAUAGAUGACCUGUCCUACAGCAAAAACACAUCAUAGCUUUUGACUUUUAAACUUCUCACAAGAACUUGUAAGAGAGAGAAAAUAUUUUAAGCAAAAUACAUAACACCUUUAUACUCGGCGCAGUACAAUUACUGACUCAUCAUUUUGUUUGAACCAGUAUUGUUACUAGCUGUUAUAAUACAAUGAAGGAAGACAACUAUUCAAGAAUUACUGAAGUCUGGCUUACUGGAAUAGACCACCUGCAAAGUACUAGAAUUGUUCUCUUUAUUUUUUUUCUGAUUAUGUACGUGAUGAUAUUAACGGGCAAUCUUCUAAUAAUUUCAGUCAUCACAUCUGAACAUUGUCUUCAUUCUCCAAUGUAUAUUUUCCUAUGUAGUUUAUCCUUAUCAGAAGUUUUAUUUACUACCAAUCUUAUUCCUAAAUUUUUACAAGUUUUAUGGGAGGAUGGAGCUGCUAUAAAUCUAGGAAGUUGUCUUGCACAGUUUUAUGUGUGUGGAUCAUUGGGAGCAACAGAGUGCUUGCUGUUUGCAUCCAUGUCCUAUGAUCGGUAUUUGGCUAUCUGCAAACCACUCCAUUAUUGUUCUGUGAUGAGUUUUGCAUUUUGUGGCAAACUUGUUCUGUUCUCGUGGGUGUGUGCCUUUACUAUCAUGUCAAUCACAUUAAUUAUGAUUUCUCAGCUACAAUUUUGUGGACCAAAAAUCAUUGAUCAUUAUUUCUGUGAUUUUUCUCCCAUACUAGAACUUUCUUGUUCAGACACUCAUGCAGUUGAAAUAGAGACCUUCAUAAUUACGUCUUCAGUGGCACUCUUUCCAUUUUUAUUUGUUAUUGGAACUUACAUUUGCAUUAUUACUACUAUUUUGAAUAUCCCUUCAUCCACAGGUAGAUGGAAAUCAUUCUCCACAUGCAGCUCCCACCUGGCUACAGUGUGCACAUAUUAUGGAACACUUAUUAGUCUCUAUGCAAUACCCACACAUACCUUUUCAAGGACAGUUAGUAAGACUUUAUCUCUUAGUUACACAGUUGUCACUCCCAUGUUCAACCCCAUAAUAUAUAGCCUGAGAAACAAAAAAAUGAAAUUAGGUGUUCAAAAAUGUUUGAGAAAAUGUCUGAUAAGAAAAGAAAGGCAUUUCUUGGGCCACUUCACACCUUAACCUUGUGUGACAGUACAAGGCCCUGCCACUGGGAAAAUGGUUAGCAACAGGAAGAUUGCCUUCCUAUCCAAUUGUGCCUUUCCUGCAGCAUUUUAAGAUACAUUCCAUUUUUUUAUACCUCUCUUCUUUUUUGUAGUUAUAAUUUUAGCAAUUUUUCCCAUUAGUACUUUUAUGUUUUUUUUUUAAAUCAUCCCAUCUUACCAUUUGCAUGAUAGUUGAUAAUCAAUCGCAUGGUUAGAUAUUCAAUUAACUCCAAUAUAUCAUACAUAUAUGAGUUCCUAUGAACCU